Messenger RNA from Bathycoccus prasinos, 3903 nucleotides. RefSeq lists its product with no specific name. Gene Ontology annotation, cellular component: plasma membrane; actin cytoskeleton. Gene Ontology annotation, molecular function: actin filament binding. The transcript has a single exon. The coding region runs from base 1 to 3903 and encodes 1300 amino acids. The record is from RefSeq and is a predicted model, not a curated record. NCBI's taxonomy places the organism in Eukaryota, Viridiplantae, Chlorophyta, Mamiellophyceae, Mamiellales, Bathycoccaceae. Gene Ontology annotation, biological process: actin filament bundle assembly.
AUGGGAUUCAAAGAGAUCUUCUCCGCGCAAAAGAAGAAGCCUCCAUCGAAGGAGGAUUUGGCGAGUGCGAGUGCGAGUGCUGCUGCUGCUGCGACGACCGCGACAACAACGAGCGCGAAACAGAAGAAGAAAAAGAAUAGGAAGACGAAGCAAAACGAAGAAGAAGACAAAGAAGAAGAAGAAGAAGAAGAGAAACGAACGACGAGGACGACGAGGACGGGUGGUCGAGGUAAAAAAGCGCAGCCGUCGUUGCCGACGUUGGACGUGCGCGAUGAUAUCACCUCGAGAAGAGGAGGAAAGACAGCAAGAAGUCCCACGGCGGCGAAACUGGCCGAGAUGAAAAGUUCUUUGCACGCGAAAAAGUUGAAGAAGACGAACGAAGAAGAGGAGGAGAUGGAAAGAGAGAAGAAGGAAGAAGAAGAAGAAGAAGAAGAAGAAGAAGAAGAAGAAGAAGAAGAAGAAGAAGAAGAAGAAGAGGUAUUGUUGACGAAACUGUCGCGAAAUAUGCGCGAACUGAAACGCGCGUUGGACGCGGCGGAUACCGUGGAAGAUCAAACGGAGCUUUUCGGUAGGUUGAGAGACGUAGAGAUCGCGCUGAAAGCGAUCGAGGUUUCCGAGGACGUUUUGGCUGCGAGUACGACAGAGAAGGAAAGGUUGAAUUCUUUGGACGACGAGGAGUGGAGUCGGAAAAAGUGCACGUAUUUCUCAAAGUGCAUGAUUCGAUGCUGGAACGUCGCGGUGGUGAGCGAUGCGAAAACGACAAACGUUGGGGCCGCCGUUGUUUCUAUAAACGUGCGCGAGAAAGUACUAGAAUUGCUCACAGAGGCAAAGAGCGCGUGUGAUGUAAACGGCACCAUCAUCGAUGGAGACUUACUGAUAUCUUUGAGUGGGAAAUUAGCGGAGACGUGCUACGAGUGCGCUCGGUUUUCAAUGGCAGAGAAGUACUUCAAAAAGGCGUUGGAAGGGACGCGAUUUGAUUGUGAUUUCUCCGAAGACGAGUCUCCUUCGAAAGAAGAGUUGAGAGAUCACGAGGAAGAUGAAGAAAUUUUCUUCUGCAACUUCAAAGUCGCAUCGCUACGAGGAGCGAACUUUAUUCGCUUGAACGACUUAUCGAAAGCGUCUUCGAUGUUUGCGAAGUGUGCGAGAACGUUACUGUUCGCAAAUGCGAUGUCGUCGAGUAGCGAAUCAGCGAAAAAGGCACGCAUGGUUUCUAUAUUUUUCGGCGCCUUGGAGAAGUUGGCAAAAGACUUGGAGGAUCUCGAUAUAUCGAGCAACGAGGAUGGGGAUGGCGAACCGACAAAAAGGAAGAUGAUGGACGUGAUUAAAGUAGCCUUGGAGAAUUUGAUUGAAGUCGCAGAGACGAUUGAUACAUCAGUUUUCCCGCUCGCGACCAAGAAAAAUAUGCAAACUCGAGCGGCGAAAGUUUGCGUAUUCUUAAACGAAGAUGCUUCUAAACAUCUCAACCUGGUUGAAGAUGAUGAUAAAAAGAAAAGUAAAGAUACGAUAAGUACGAUUGAAGACGCGCAAACGUUACUUCUCUCGGCGCAAACGUCGCUUUUGAACGAUGGGAAAGUGGAUUAUGCAGAAAAAUGCGCCCUUCGCGUACUCGGCGAAGAUGGCGACGCAAAAGACGAAAGAUUUGAGAAGACGAGAACGUUGCGAACGUUCGCUUCCGCUGCGUUUGUACUUGCGCUCGCGACGAAAAACGUUAACGCUGGCAUAGAACGGAUUGAGAAACGUUUGAAAGCUAUUCAAGCUGUGAAAGACGACGAGUGCAAGUUUGCGCUCAUCGCAAGCACGUUCUGGGCAGCGUUUUCAAUCACAUCUUCAGCAUCGUCAACGUCACUAACGAACGAAGAAAACGAAUAUACCGCAAUCAAAUACGCCGAGCGAUUACUAACUCCUUCUUCGCUCAUAACGCAAAUAUUGACGUCCAGCGAUUCGAAGGAGAGCUCGCCUCUGCUCGCCCGAGCUCGCGCCUUGGCGUGGAAUUACGCGGUCGAUCUCGAACUUAUCGCUGAAGCGGCUUAUCGAGGGGAAAAUGCCAAAAAAUUGGCUAAACUCGCGCACGACGCAUUUGACAACGUCGUAGCAAUCGAUAAAUUAUGCCGCGAAGCAGGGUUUAUCUCAGAAAAUAAGGAGUCGAUUGAAUGCCAAAGCUUUCAGAACGACGAAGCAGACGCGCUCAAAACGCGAGCAUUUUGUGCUCUGAGCGCGUCGUCUCCUUCUGAUGAUUCGUCGCUCGCAUUGGCUUCUCACGCAGUGCAAGCGCUCGAGGCGCACGAAAGCCGAGAGAUGCGUUUGGUUUCAGCAUCUACCGCAUUACUUCGACUCAAACUUUGCAGAGCAGAGUUGCAAAAUUUACGUUGCAAAGAAAAAGACGCCACUCUCCAAGAGGAGGAAAACACCAUUACGCAAGGCAAAUCUGCUCCUGGUAGCAAUAAUAAGACGAUGAUCGUCUCGCGCGUCAAAACUGCAUUUCAUACGAUUUGUCGGGUUGGAGACCCAAAUGCAAUCAUUUUUGCAGCUUCCGAGCUCGAUGCAUUGGCAGAUGCGGAAAUUAUCGCCGACGCAUUAAGGUCGGCCUGGGACGCGUUGAUAACUUUUUGUGAAAAGAAGAAGUUGAACGCACCGCAGCAACAACAACAAAAGACGACGAUAGAAAAACAAGACGAAGAUAACAUAAAAAGUUUGAAAAACGAAGCGAUGGUAUUUCGUGCGUAUCUCGCGCAUGCGUGGAGAAGCUUGUCAACUACCGGAACGAUGACAACUAUCGAUCCAUCGAAAUUUUUCGUAACGUUAGUCUCCGACGUGACGCGCUGGCUGGCGAGAACAGCAAAGAUUCCAAUGCUCCUGAAAAUAUUUCCCGAGAGCCUCGUCAUAAUCGAUAUUGUUUUCGAUUUGGUUGAUUUAUGCUUACAGCGCGCCUCGAAGGAAAAAUCUACAUCGUCGUCGUUGUCCUCCUCCUCCUCCUCCUUGAUUGAUUGCGUCAGACGUCUCUCUUUCGCCGCCGCCCAACUACUCGAACGCGUCCAAUCUUCACAAGAAUACGACAAAGAAGCGUCUCCGGCAUCCAAAUUUCGCGCAAGUUGUAUGAGUUUAACUUGCUUUCAGAUCGCGAUUGCUGCCAUGCUCGACGGGAUGCGCGAAGAUGAUGAAAAAGCGCUCUCAAAGACGGAAAAAGCGGUUGCUAAGUUUCAAGAGUGCAUCGAAAAAGCGAAGGAGGAAUACUCAAGUGACGUUGGACAGAUGGAAACAAUACGCAAAUACGAAGACAAUUUGAUUGCGUACGAGUACGCUGUGCUGAACUUGCAGAACAAGCGAAAAGGUGCAACGUCUUUGAGUGCGGAGGAAGUAAAAGCGUUUUGCAAUGGACCGGGUUCGAAAGUUUCCUCUCCGCGAGUAUUACUACGAUUAUGCGAAGACUACCCGGAUAACAAAGCAGCCGGUUCCGUAAUUAACAACAUCAUCGUCGAACGCAUAUUAGAAAGUGCAAACAAGCGAGAAGCUUUUGAUGGUAUCACGCUAGCUGCUGCCUUUCGCAGACUCUUCGCUGCAGAAGAGCAAAACGAAAAAGCGCUACAACUAUUUUCCUUACUCUCUACAUUGAAGCCGCCUCAAAGUGGUACGAAUACAUUGGUAUUCCCCACCGCUGAAGCAGAAUAUUUAGUUUCGUUGGCAUUCAAUCGAGCAACGCACAUGGAAAGAUUGGAAGAGCCGGAAAAGGCGUUAACGUGGGUAAAAUCCAUCGAGAAAGUUAUUGAAAAGAAGAAAGACACGGAAGAAGAGGACGAGACCACUUUUCUCUCGAGAUCCUUACGUCCGACUUUUGUUGAAAUAUUGGCCGAGAGGCUUCGAGAUGCGGAGGCAGACUUACAAGGAGAGAUUGAGGUGAGAGUGUGA